AUGACACCAGACCAGCAGCUAACUCUAUAUGAUCUUGCAACAAGGUCAUUGAGGUCGCCUUCAUUGAGCAUAUCGUCGUCACAUAACUCAUCUUCGUUUAGUAAUGGCUACAAAAGGAGGUUCGAUGAUCGAUCAACAACAAAGACCAGUUUAGCCCUACGAGCAUAUCUGAGCAAGUCUAAUCUACAGCAACGACAGAUACAGAGAGACAGGCAGCAAAAUGGCGCAUCAGAAGUGGGUGCUUUAUUCAAGUGGUCUGAGUUGUCCAAAAUUGCCAGCAUCACGUCGUCGCUGAAUUUUGAAUCGGCAUUUGGGAAACUCGUUCAGGUAAAGUCCAAUGCAAUAUAUAUUGCCCUAGGGACCACUAGUGGGAAGAUUGUGAUCUUCAACUAUAACCAAGAUGUUCAAUUUACCUUGGAAAGCCAAGAAGCAGGAGAUAUUUCAAGCAUGGCCUUCAGUUCAGACUCAUCAUUCUUUGCAGCUGGCUUUAAAGAUGGAGCAAUUAGAUUAUGGGAAUUGAAACCAGAUUUGUCCAAACCAUAUUUCACAAUAUUCCCUAGCGCCAAAGAUGGUCAUGCAAUGAACCAAAGCAUAACAUUUCUUGCAUUUAUCGAACUGCAGACCCAUCAUCUUGUAAGCUUGGACGAAUCCGGGGCAUUAAUAAAGCAUAAUGGAGUACGCAAGUUGCGUAAUGUGUACUUUUUCAGUGAAAGAUUAUUCACCACGGAAGGCAACAUCCAGAGCUCAAGUAUUUUGCCUAUUGGCUCUUCGCAUCAAGUGACCGAUGGGAUGGGCGUUGUUGCAUUAAUGACGCGUGAUAUUCUAUCUAUAUACUCAACCACAUCGUUGAAUGACCCAGCAAUAGCCCAUAUCAGGACGCAGUAUAAAAUUGGAGUCAAAAAUCCGCAAAAAGUUGCUAAAUUAGCGUGGUUUCCGUGUACUAAAACGUUACAAGGGGUGCAGAGUGCAAGAUUAGCCUACAGUUGGAAUAACGUUUUGGGAGUAUUGGAAUUGAAUAAUAACUUAUUCCCCUCAAAUUUCUUACAAGUGGUGAAUGAUGCCAAGGACAAAGAUAGAGUUGUGCCGAAAUUACCAUUUUCAAAGACCGCUAAACGGACCAUUGAAGGUGAUGUCGCCGAUAUCAAGUGGAUACAAUCAGAUAUGGUUUGCGUUUUCACAAAAGAGAAAUUGACAACUUUUUAUUACAACGGAUCAACUUUAGACCCCAUUGGGGAAGACGCUUUGGAAGAGUACAAUGAGGUAACGUCCUCUAAACGAUGCCUUGUACUACUUGAAAAUCAAAAAUUAUUUCUUGGACGUCAAUUGAGUUGGGCCGAUAUCCUCUUGGAGAAAAUUUCAGCUCGGCAGUAUUUUGAAGCGUUGGAAUUGGCUGAUGAGUAUUAUAACACAGGUUCUGUGGGGAAGUUGGUUGCUGUUGGUUUACCUGUUAACAAAACAAAACGAUCCACACUAGUCCGUCCAUAUUUAAUCGAAAUCAUGAAGGAAUCGUUACUGCAUUUACAAAACAUUGACCCUGCAAAGUAUUUGGAAAAGUACUUUACGGUUAUCACGUAUAUUGGGUAUAGUGACAUCUUGGAAGAUUUGUUGCUCAUUGUUGGUGACGAGGAAGUGUUUUUCCAGACACUAGAACCAUUUAUAUUCUCAGAGUCCAUAUUAGUGUUGCCACCAGCAGUAUUAAAACUCUUGGUAGAGUAUUAUGCAUCCAAUGGGGAUCUCUUGACUGAGAUCUUGUGCACUUUGGAUAUACAAAGUUUGGAUAUCGACUUGACGAUUCUGUUGUGCAAAAAACACAACCUACGAGAGUGUUUGAUAUACAUUUGGAACUUUCUUUUGGGUGAUUAUGAAACGCCUUUGUUAGAAUUUAUCAACGACUUUAGGAAUGGUGAUGGUGCAAGCCCGGAACAUGAAUUCAUUGCGUACACAUAUAUUUCCUUUAUUCUUACAGGGAGACAAUUUCCAACAGACAGGCUUCUCACGACUGAUGCGCCAAUACAGAAUGUAUGCAACAUUUUGUUUUCAAGUGGGCCAAUUAUCCGCAAUGACAAAGUUGUUCAUGCGCUUGAUGAUGGUACAAUAUUCCCAUACUUGUACACUUUUCUCAAACUGGAUUCGUUUCAAUUGCUUUCGGCCAUGAAUGAGUUUUUUGAGUCUUCAUUUUUGAAUGAGAAUUUAAAAUUUACUAGACAAUUUUUGAUCGAGGCAUUGUUGGAUCUAUAUGAUGCUAAUGAAUUCUCCGAGUAUGAUAAGGUCCAAUUGGCAAUUUUCAUUGCCAGAAAUUACCCCAAGUAUCCCCAAUUUAUUCGGCUUGCUGAGUCUACGUUGGAUACAGUGAUUGAGAGGUUGUGUGGAAAUAAUGACCCUGAAAUUGCUCAGGAUUGUGAGUUGGCGUUGCAAAGUCUUACUUCGGUGUACUUACCCGAGGAUGAACAUUUUACCCAAAAGUUGGAAAUGAAAGGGUAUUACAAUCUUUUGGUUACAUUGUAUCUUUCUGAACAAGAGUACGCCAAUGCAUUGGAACUGCUGUUAUUGUUGAAGGAUGUAGAUGAAGAAGGGCUUAUGCUGGAGGUGCAAGCGAUUGUGGGUGAUGCAUUUACAAGAGGCAAAGAUGCCAAUGAAAAGAUUAACCUUGCUCGAGUGCUAAAAGGAAACUUUGCUAAAUUAGUCACGUUGGAUCUUGAUGCUGUAUUUAGAUUGAUUCAAAAAUAUGCACCACAACUUCACAGAGAGGUUCUUAGCCUCAAUGACGAAGUGUUGAAAUAUCGCUACUUGGCCAAAUUGUUGACAGAGGGACGUGCUUCCCGGGAAUUCCUCUACGAAUAUAUCCGAUUGUGUGUUUUGUUUGACAAAAGUUCAGUUGCUGGGGUUGUUGACAAGUUCAAGGAUAUAAUCGAUGGGGAUGAAAACAUAAUGACUGUGUUGCGAGAAAAUGACAUUACUGAUGGUCAAGCUAUCAUGCUUGCCCAACAACACAAGUUUGAGGAGGCGGUGCAGGUAAUCGUUGGUCGCUUAAAGCUUGUACAAGAUCUUGAACACAAGGACGAGUGCGAAUCAUAUGUUAAUCUUGCAUGUACAAUUUGUGAAGACCCCGCAACUUACACGCAGUCCUUGAGUGCAGACGGAGUGAUAUUAAAUGAGCUGCUAUGGUUGAAUUUGAUUACAUCGCUAGUUGACCUUGCAAAUUCGUCAGAUGAAUCGUCACCCAUUCACGAGUUCUUCAAUACCUGCAUUCAUGACUGUUUUCGCAAAAUUAGUGAUUACAAAUUAUCCAAUUCACAACACAGCCAAUCAUUUUCAACUAUAUUCACCAAAUUUUUGCAAACUUAUUCGCAUGAUGAUCAUAAUACAAAUGUUGCCAAGUUGUCAAACAUUCGAGGGAUCUUGCAAGAUGUGUUUAUUUCUUACUCUUAUGAGGGGGAAAUCCUGGAGAUUUUAUUGCGCAUGUUGAAUGAGGCUGUUUACAAGAACAUGAUUGCUGUGAGGCAGAUUAAGCUUAGGGGUGUAGCCAAUUAG
Messenger RNA from Lodderomyces theae, 3531 nucleotides. It is a transcript of the gene VPS8, whose product is annotated as CORVET complex membrane-binding subunit. Gene Ontology annotation, molecular function: protein binding. The record is from RefSeq and is a predicted model, not a curated record. Gene Ontology annotation, cellular component: late endosome; HOPS complex. The coding region runs from base 1 to 3531 and encodes 1176 amino acids. Gene Ontology annotation, biological process: endosomal vesicle fusion; protein targeting to vacuole. The transcript has a single exon. NCBI's taxonomy places the organism in Eukaryota, Fungi, Ascomycota, Pichiomycetes, Serinales, Debaryomycetaceae.